Varanus komodoensis (Komodo dragon) is the source of this 951-nucleotide messenger RNA. Its product is annotated as olfactory receptor 11G2-like. Lineage: Eukaryota; Metazoa; Chordata; Lepidosauria; Squamata; Varanidae. Gene Ontology annotation, biological process: G protein-coupled receptor signaling pathway. Gene Ontology annotation, molecular function: G protein-coupled receptor activity; olfactory receptor activity. Gene Ontology annotation, cellular component: membrane. The record is from RefSeq and is a predicted model, not a curated record.
AUGGAGCUGGCCAAUGGGUCCACCAUCCAGGAAUUCGUUUUGCUGGGUCUUGGAGCUGGGCAGCAAACACGCCUCCUGCUACUUAUCUUUUUUGCUGUUCUUUACACACUCACUUUGGCUGAGAACAUCACCAUUAUCACACUAGUAUGUGCAGAUACCCACCUGGCCCAGCUGCCGAUGUACAUCCUGCUGAGCAAUUUCUCCUGGCUGGAGAUGUGCUACAUCUCUACCACUGUGCCGCGUAUGCUGUUUGAUCUGGCAUCCCCUCACGGGAUCAUCGCUUUCCAUGCUUGUUUCCUCCAGUUCUACAUCUUCUUCUCACUUGGCUGCACCGAAUGCUUCUUUAUUUCAGCCAUGGCCUUGGAUCGAUACUUGGCCAUCUGUCACCCACUGCGCUACCCACAGAUCAUGUCUCCAACAUCAUGCCAUGCUCUGGUGGCUGCUUGUUGGAUCAUCGGAUUCCUGGGCUACAUUCUCCCUGUGGCCUUGAUCUCCAGGUUGUCCUUCUGCCAUACAAAUAUCAUUGACCACUUUUUGUGUGACCCUAGGCCCAUUCUGUCCCUAGCCUGCCCACCAAAAAAAAAUGUUUCCCUCAUCUGCCAGUUUUCCAUAAAUAUUAUUGUUAUAUUAGGAAACUUCCUCUUUGUUGUACUAUCCUACAGCAUCAUCAUUCUCACACUGAUGAAGAAAUCCUCUGGUGAAGGCAGCUGGAAGAAGGCCUUCUCCACCAUAUCUUUCCAUUUAGUAGUGGUGACACUUUUCUAUGGUUCAGUCGCAGCAAUGUAUGUAACACCGACAGUGGGAAGUCAGUCCCAGAUGUCAAAAAUGGUUACAGUUUUCUAUACAGCUAUUACACCCCUCCUCAACCCUUUGAUUUACUGUCUAAGGAACGAUCAAGUGAGGAAGGCCUUGGGCAGGUUGUUGAGAAGGAAGGAGAGAUGGUCACCCUAG